This is a messenger RNA of Penicillium psychrosexuale, 537 nucleotides long. RefSeq lists its product as uncharacterized. The coding region runs from base 1 to 537 and encodes 178 amino acids. The transcript has 2 exons. The record is from RefSeq and is a predicted model, not a curated record. NCBI's taxonomy places the organism in Eukaryota, Fungi, Ascomycota, Eurotiomycetes, Eurotiales, Aspergillaceae.
AUGAUCCGUGAUGCGACCAAGACAAAUCGCUACGAUGAGAGCGGCAAGCUCAAGUUCUACUCCCUGGAGGGGAGCCUGAAAGAGAAGGGCUCUUUAUUGUCGAUUUUUUACACAACCUACGAGCCGAUAAAGACAAGAAACCCAGCUUGUUGGUCUGGUGUCUGGUUAUCUAUCUUCGCGCUGAAGAAUUCUCGGAGAGGACUUAUGCCUGGCCCGAUUUCUGAUGUCAAAAUGGACUCUCUUCCACCUUCCCCAAAUCCUAGCGGUGCAACUACGGAGCUGAGCACCACAGAGCCCGUCCGGCCUGACGUUGGUCGAUUCGCAAUGUUGAUAUCCAUUGAUAUAAUCGCAAAGUUGGCAAUCGAUGCAGCAGCUAACUCGGGCUCUGAGCCCCAUAUGAAGUUUAUAAAGGAACCAGUAUUCAACAAAACGCUGAUAGGAUACUUCGAAACUGUCCCUGACUACAUGCCUGAACAAGUUGAUUUUGGAUGGAGGCCAACCCUUGCAACGGCGGUGUGGACAUUCUUCUGUGCAUAA